GGUCGCGUGUAUUCGUGGGGUGUAAACGAUUUAAAUCAGCUUGGGGUGUCUCCGCACCUACGUCUCCCGCUGUCUCCUUUUCUAGGAGACAAUUACGCACCCCCUAAACCUUUUACCUUUGAACCUCUUGAGCUUUGGCUGCCUCCCCAGCAGCAGCAGCAGCAGCAGCAGCAGCAGCAGCAGUUUUUUUAUUUGAUUGCUGCAGGUCCGUUUACAGGGUUUGCUGCUGCUGUACAGACACCGCAAGCAGCAGCAGAUGCAACAGAUGCAGCUUUAGUUAAUGCUUCUUUAAUUCGUAAGAGAGUUUUUUGUAGGUCAAGAUCUUCUGUUGGCUGGGAGCAGCGGAAGCUGUCUGCUUCUCUUUCUCUGACAGCAGCAGCAGCAGCUGCUGCUGCUGCUGCUGCUUCCCCUGCUGCUGCAGCUGCUGCUGCACCAAACAACAAUGUGCAGCACCUUCUAUCUCUCACUCGAGGAGACAGCAACCUAACGGGAUUUGAAUGGGGGGGUUUGUUAAGACGAGAGAGCAGCUUCCAGGAGACCCCAGCAACAGCAGCAGCAGCAGCAGCAGCAGCGGCAGCAGCAGCAGCAGCAGCAGCAGCUUCAAGCCUAGCAGGUGUAUCUGCAGAGGAGUUGCUGCGCUAUAUUGAGGGAGCACGCAGCACUGGCGACAUUGAGCCCCUAAAGAAUAUUGUUUUAAUUGUAUUUAGAGAUGUUUAUCGUUUAAAUGCAUCUUUCUGUUAUCCCGGACAAGGAAGUCUCCCAGACUUUGAGGGUUUAGCUGCGGUGUAUAGGCAGCUCCCUCAAGAAGCCCUUCCUAUUGUUUUUACUGCAUUUUCUUCUCUUAUUCGAACUGUUGUCAAGAUGGUAGAGUUUCUUAAGCGGCCAGAUCAAGUAAAAUUUAUCUUCGUUGUUCUUGCAUGCACACCCCUUUAUCAAGGCUUCUGCCAGCAGCAACAGCAGCAGCAGCAGCAGCAGCAGCAGCAGCAGCAGCAGCAGCAGCAGCGGCAGCAGGGGGAGCAAGGAGCGGCAAUGCAACAUACCCCACACACCCCCCCACAAGGAGACACAAGGGGAUCCGAUCCCAACGCCUCUUCAGAUGCUGCACAAACACAGCAGCAGCGGCAGCAGCAGCAGCAGAAGCAGCAGCUGCUGCAGCAGGGAGAGAUGCUUUACUCUGCUGUUCUGCAUCUGCUGUUUCACCUUCCUCCUGAGGGGAAGAGGAGCUUCUUGCGUCUCGCUAUGGAGUUCCCAGACUCUUUAUUUGAGACGGCUCUGGUGUCUCCGGCAGUUUGUUUUUUAGGGUUUUGUUUGUCAGCUGCAGGAGAGAGAUAUAGGAUUUGUGAUAAGGUGUGGCAUGCAGUAUCUUUAUUACAAUUAUUAUUUAGAGCAAAUAAAGAAAGCAAUAGACGAGUGCUGCUGCUUCAUACAGGAGCAGCAGCAGCAGCAGCAGGUGGAGCAGCAGGAGCAGCAGCAACUGCAGCAGCAGCAGCAACAGCAACUAAAAUACCUAUUGAAAAGUUUCAAGUGCAGCAAAUUGCUGCUUAUGUAGAUCCUGCUAAAGAAGUCGCUGCGUUUGGGUAUCGUUUGUUUGACUUGGAGAGAGAUGUAAUAAACAGCUGCGAGCUGUCUUCGCGCUGGUGUCUGUUCAUCGCCCAUUUAAACCUUUGUCCCCUCUCCUUCAAAAGAAAUGUAUUACUGGUCGAUAAUAUAUUUCGUCAGCACCAGAUGUCUCUACAAUCAGUAUUAAACGCUGAGCUGCCUUUCUUAUUGCUGAAAGUUAGGAGGCAAUGCUUAGUUGAAGAUGCAUGCAAAGCCCUGGGAUCGAUCGAUCCCAGGGAUCUUUUAAGACCCCUCAAAGUCGUCUUUCUUGGUGAAGAAGGCGUAGAUGAAGGAGGCCUUAGAAGAGAGUUCUUCUCA
This is a messenger RNA of Eimeria acervulina, 1917 nucleotides long. Its product is annotated as ubiquitin-transferase domain containing protein, putative. Gene Ontology annotation, cellular component: nucleus. The record is from RefSeq and is a predicted model, not a curated record. The transcript has 4 exons. Gene Ontology annotation, molecular function: ubiquitin-protein transferase activity. The annotation marks the transcript as partial. NCBI's taxonomy places the organism in Eukaryota, Apicomplexa, Conoidasida, Eucoccidiorida, Eimeriidae.